This is a messenger RNA of Ustilaginoidea virens, 1563 nucleotides long. RefSeq lists its product as uncharacterized. Lineage: Eukaryota; Fungi; Ascomycota; Sordariomycetes; Hypocreales; Clavicipitaceae. Bases 1 to 1563 code for a protein of 520 amino acids. Gene Ontology annotation, biological process: amino acid transmembrane transport. Gene Ontology annotation, cellular component: fungal-type vacuole membrane. Gene Ontology annotation, molecular function: L-arginine transmembrane transporter activity; L-histidine transmembrane transporter activity; L-glutamate transmembrane transporter activity. The record is from RefSeq and is a predicted model, not a curated record. The transcript has 5 exons.
AUGACCAAUUACUCGACCAUCACGGAUGGGAAUUCCUCUGCCACCUCUCGGAGCGAUAUGCCAAGAUCUCGACGCCGCGGUGGAAAGGAUGGUGGCCACGGUGGGCGAGCCUCGACAGUCAGCAGCAUCGUCAACCUGCUAAAUACUAUUGUCGGUGCCGGAACGCUGGCAAUGCCCUCUGUCCUAUCUCAUAUGGGCAUUAUGCUCGGCGUGGUAUUAGUUUUAUGGUCGGGAUUGACGGCUGCUUUCGGUCUCUACUUGCAGUCCAAAUGCGCCCGCUACCUCGAACGUGGGAGCGCCUCUUUUUUCGCCCUGUCGCAAAUCACCUACUCGCAAGCUUCGGUUAUUUUCGAUGCUGCUAUUGCUAUCAAAUGCUUUGGAGUCGGUGUUUCUUACAUGAUCAUCAUUGGAGACUUGAUGCCGGGUGUUAUGCUGGGUUUCAAUGGCCGCGCAGACCAGAUUCCGUACUUGGUUGAUCGACAUUUCUGGAUCACAGCCUUCAUGCUCUUGGUCAUUCCCCUUAGUUUUCUUCGACGACUCGACUCGCUCAAGUAUACUAGCCUGGUAGCGUUGGUGUCGAUAGGCUACUUGAUUGUGCUGGUCAUCUAUCAUUUCGCGGUCGAUCCACACGCCGACUCCCACAAUAUCCGUGUUAUCAAAUGGGCCGGGGCUGUAGAGACUUUGAGCGCUCUGCCGAUUGUUGUCUUUGCUUAUACCUGCCAUCAAAAUAUGUUUUCAAUUGUCAACGAAAUCAAAGAUAAUACCCCUUCGAGCAUAGUUCGCGUCGUCAUAGCCAGCAUUGGAUCGGCUGCGAGCAUUUACAUAUUGGUUGCCGUUACUGGUUACAUCACGUUCGGCAACGACAUUGUGGGUAACAUUGUCUUGAUGUACCCCACUGGUGUUGCCUCAACAGUUGGCAAGGCUGCUAUUGUCAUUCUCGUCUUAUUUUCCAUCCCGCUUCAAGUUCAUCCAUGCCGAGCGUCCCUGGACGCCGUUCUAAGAUGGCGACCUAGCCCAGCCCAGCCGAAUAUCGGCCGGCCCGACUCGUCUGGGCAUGGCGCGGCAGCUGCGCCUCGAGGUGACCAUGGCGCUACGGCGCCAAUGUCUGACACACGCUUUGCGCUUCUGACGACCUUUAUUCUGACACUGGCGUACUUUACCGCGUUAUCAGUCAGCAGCUUGGACCGUGUCUUGGCAUUCGUCGGAAGCACGGGCUCAACAUCCAUCAGCUUCAUCCUGCCCGGGCUUUUCUACUAUAAGAUCAGCGAUCCCGAUAGUCCGUACCAUCAGCGACUUUUGAAAGAAGAUGAUGACAUGGAGGGUUCAGGAACGUCCGACAUGGAGGAAUCGGCUCCGCUCGCGGAGAGCAGCAUCCGGGCCUUGGGUGGCUCCUCGACCAUUACAAACGCAAGCCCUUGGCGAUGGCGAAGAAAGUGGCGAUGGGACUUGGAGCACCUCGAUCAUGGUUUGGUCAGAAGACUUGCGCUCGCGUUGGCAGUGUAUGGUGUCGUUGUUAUGGUGGUGUGCUUGAUCAUGAACAUUUUCUUUGCAGCGUCACAUUAG